GCACGACGAACCAGCCACCGCCGCUUCCUACCUUGCUUAACGCUAACCCAUCGAAUUUCACUGCAUAUAUAUAACAGAGUUAUAUAUAUAUAUACUCGUUAAAUAAUCGAUCUCUGUGCUCCAGGUACGGAAAUGCAAGUUGCACUUAUAAGCCACCACAGUAACUGUUCUAUAAAGAGGGAUGGCUCCAAUUAUACAUGUUUCAACGACGAUUCAUUUACUGAUUCCCCAGCGUCUACGCUACAGGAUGAGCGGCACUGACACCUCCCGCAUAUUGCCGUAUGACCUCAUCUGUGAGCAGCCAGUCAAUUGACACGGUCCGGCCAUCGAAAGUUUAAAUAUAAGCAUCUACAAAUACCAACGGCUGUGCCACUAUUCCGGUCCGAAUUUAAAAUAUUUGAAACUUCUUGGCUCAAUCCCGACUGGAAUGGGUCGGCGGCCGGUCGGAUGGAUGGGUAAAGGUUUCACCGGUGUUCCGCCUUGUCGCUACGCAAGGCAGAGCUAGGCUAAAGAGUGUUGUAUAGCCGGAUUACUGCCCUGUAGCCGGCUUACCUAACAAAGUUGCUCACUUUUUUCCCCCGCCAACCCGCAAAAUCUUCUGCCGAAAUCGUCGGAAUGCCGCGGCAAAAGCGCACGCCAGAUCCCCAGUAAAUCUUCGGCUCAGCACCAACGGCCGUGUUUUUCUCUCUCUUGGCCGAAACCUCAACUCUUUUCAUCCUCCUUUCCCCCAUCGAGAAGGAGCAAGAAAUAAUAGAAAAUCGGCUCAAUCCAUUCCCCUUACUCUCCCCUCUUCAAUUGAAAACAAUGUCUGCUGUCACCCGCAGCUUGCGAUCCGCUACCAAGCAGCUUCGCGUCCCUUCUCGCCUUGCCGCAAACCUCUCCAUCCGCUCGGCCUCCGUCGGCGCCGCUCGCCUUAACGGUUCCAUUAUUUCCUCCCGCAGCAACUUUUCUACUUCCAUCAACAGACAAUCCGGAGCGCCCGUCAUGCCUGCUGCUGCUAGAGAAUACGAUCCUGAGAUCAAGGACAUUGCCGACUACGUCGCCAACAAGCCCAUUGACUCUGACCUUGCUGUAAGUGCCUCAAAUAGCCCGUUGCCUGUGAAUGUUGGGGUUUGUUGGGGGAAGGGAGCGAGGUUUUUACCCCGCCAACAACACCUUCGUGGGUAGGGGUCCCUCGGCUACCUACCUACCAGCAAACAAAAAAUGCCCAUUGGAAUUUCAAUUUUCAAGUAAAGAAGGAGAAGGAGAAAGACAAAAAGAAAAGAAAAGAAAAGAAAAGAAAAGAAUAAUAUAUGCUAACCCGUGGUUGUACAGUUCGACACUGCUCGAUGGAUUCUCCUUGAUACCCUCGGCUGCGGUCUUGAGGGCCUCCGCUUCAAGGAGUGCACCAAGCUCCUCGGUCCCAUCGUCCCCGGCACCGUCGUCCCUAACGGUACCAAGGUGCCCGGUACCCCCUACGUCUUGGACCCCGUCAACGGUGCCUUCAACAUUGGUGCUAUGAUCCGAUGGCUCGACUUCAACGACUGCUGGUUGGCCGCUGAGUGGGGUCACCCCUCCGACAACUUGGGUGCUAUCCUUGCUGUCGCUGACUGGAUCAACCGUACCAACAAGGCUGGCGGCAACCUCGCCGGUGGCAAGAUCUUCACUAUCAAGGAUGUCCUCGAGUCCAUGAUCAAGGCCCACGAGAUCCAGGGCUGCCUGGCCCUCCUCAACUCCUACAACAAGGUCGGUCUUGACCACGUUGUCCUCGUCAAGGUUGCCUCCACCGCCGUCGUCUCCAAGAUGCUCGGCCUCAACGAGAAGCAGAUUGCCGAUGCCGUCACCCAGGCCUGGGUUGAUGGCCAGAGCUUGCGUACUUACCGCCACUCCCCCAACACCAUGUCCCGCAAGUCCUGGGCUGCCGGUGAUGCUUGCCAGCGUGCUGUCAACCUUGCUCUCAAGGUCAUGAAGGGCGAGGCUGGUGUUCCCACCGUCCUCUCUGCCCCCGUCUGGGGUUUCUACGACGUCCUCUUCAAGGGCAAGAAGUUCGAGUUCCAGCGCCCCUACGGCAGCUACGUCAUGGAGAACGUUCUCUUCAAGGUCUCCUACCCUGCUGAGUUCCACUCCCAGACCGCCGUCGAGGCCUCCGAGAAGAUCUUCCACCAGCUCAAGGCCAUGGGCAAGUCCGCUGCCGACAUCAAGGGCAUCACUUGCCGCACCCACGAGGCCUGCAUCCGCAUCAUCGACAAGCAGUUCAAGCCCAUGGACAACUUCGCCGACCGUGACCACUGCAUCCAGUACAUGUGCUCCGUCAUGCUCGUCUUCGGCCGCCUCGAGGCCACCGACUACACUGACGGUGGUGAGGCUGCCACCUCUGAGCUCGUCGAGUCCCUCCGCCAGAAGAUCAAGUGCGUUGAGGACCCCCAGUUCACCAAGGACUACCACGACCCCGCCCUCCGCACCAUCUCCAACGCCCUCACCGUCGAGCUCAACGACGGUACCGUCUUGGAGGAGGUUGUCGUCGAGGCUCCUCUUGGCCACCGUCUCCGCCGUGAGGAGGCUAAGCCCGUCAUCCUUGCCAAGUACAAGCGUCACCUUGGCCCUCACUUGCCCGAGGCUCGCGUCAACGAGCUCGUCGAGCUCGGCCAGGACCCCAAGAAGCUUGAGGCCAUGACCGUUGACGAGUACGUCGACCUCUACGCCGUCAAGGACAGCAAGUUCUUGUAAGGGUCUUGCGUAAGUUUGACAGAUAUCCCUGUCUUGACUAGAGUGAUUCCAAUUUUAGAUGUAUAAAAAGCAAAAUAAGCAAUUGAAAGAUACAAUAAGGAAAGCAAUUUUCUAUCU
Molecule: messenger RNA, 2823 nt
Organism: [Torrubiella] hemipterigena
Lineage: Eukaryota; Fungi; Ascomycota; Sordariomycetes; Hypocreales; Clavicipitaceae
Source: the annotation of a GenBank genome assembly